Messenger RNA from Serpula lacrymans var. lacrymans S7.9, 1230 nucleotides. RefSeq lists its product as uncharacterized. NCBI's taxonomy places the organism in Eukaryota, Fungi, Basidiomycota, Agaricomycetes, Boletales, Serpulaceae. The record is from RefSeq and is a predicted model, not a curated record. The transcript is spliced from 9 exons. Bases 1 to 1230 code for a protein of 409 amino acids.
AUGCUCUCAGAAAUUGCGCAAAAUAUUGGUGUUCCUGCUGAGACACUCGAGGAGCAUGAAGAGCGAGAAUAUGACCAUGAUUCUCAAGAUGAAUGUGGGCUAGACGGUCAAUACAAGUUUGAUCCAGUGGAACGCGCCCGAGCAAGCAUGAUUACAAGCACCCAGGCAAUGGCAAAAGUUCUAUGUGCGCUCAACAAUGUAAUCCCACUCAUACUUUCUCGUGUGACUGUCUUAACUUAUAACACUGUUUCCAGGUUACAAAUACUGCAAAGAGUUCGGGCUAAGGUUAACAAGCUACUCGGUAGGGAUUGUCCUGACUGGCGCUUUGUAGUAUCUUACAUUAUGUUACGGUUGCCAGAUGAUCCUCCACUAGUCCCUGCACAAAUUCACGGCAUGGAUGGUAACAACUCGGCAAAACGAUGUGAUGGUGCUAGUUCUGCAGACGAACACAUAUUCCAAAGUCCCUACCUUAUAAGCAAUGAAGAUGUUGAUGUUUUCCAGAAUGAAACAAUGCUGUUUGGACAUCAAGAUGAAGAGCCACCAGACAUUUGCACAGAUAAUUGGACUGUAGCCAAUACAGUCGAUGAUCAUACUAUCAAAAUAUUUGAACAAACAGGCAUAUUCAUAUUGGCUUGUCGUCAUGGUAUUGUUGAGACACUAGUGGAAAUGCGACACAGUGGAGAACUUGCAAAAUAUGCAUUAGCCACUGUGAAUAAGCUUCUCAGUGUAUUCGGCUCCAACCAGGUGAUUGGUUACGACAUUGGUUUCUCGUUCGCAAAAACAAUCUCACGUAGUUCCCUGAGUAAUCAAGCGGAAUUGAAGAACUUGAUGAUGGCUGUCAACUCUUUCUAUGGCCAUGCUCACAAUUGCACCUGCCAACUCACUAAGCACCCCCUCUAUCUCAAAGGCUUUGCUCAUGUCAUACAACAUGCUUCACAUUUCCAUUGGCUCCAAUACCUCGACCUACAUUUCAAUCAGUGGGAUCAAGAUAAAUAUCAAGAACUUAGUAACUUUCUUUCGAACAACUAUAAACAAGUGUUAGCCAUUCUUCAGGAGUAUGGUCCAGAGCUUGACAAGUUCAGAGAUACUCGUGGUUUCACUGGUGCAGAUUAUGAGCAAUGGAGAACAGAAGAACUCGAGUAUCUCACAAGACUUACUCAGGAAUCUGAUUAUGAGGUAAGGGUGCCAGUUUACAUUGGUGCACUCGAAAAAGUCACCCAGCUUGAGUGA